Messenger RNA from Stereum hirsutum FP-91666 SS1, 732 nucleotides. Its product is annotated as Phospholipase/carboxylesterase. NCBI's taxonomy places the organism in Eukaryota, Fungi, Basidiomycota, Agaricomycetes, Russulales, Stereaceae. Gene Ontology annotation, cellular component: cytoplasm. Gene Ontology annotation, biological process: protein depalmitoylation. Gene Ontology annotation, molecular function: palmitoyl-(protein) hydrolase activity; carboxylic ester hydrolase activity. The transcript is spliced from 5 exons. The record is from RefSeq and is a predicted model, not a curated record. Bases 1 to 732 code for a protein of 243 amino acids.
AUGCCGAUCGCACCGCUUCAGAAAUUGACGGUCGACGCACUGACGGAUCAUACGGCCACCGUCAUCUUUGUCCACGGUCUCGGCGACACCGGCCACGGAUGGAAGCCAGUGGCGAACAUGUUCCAAGCCGACCCGGGUCUAAGCCAUGUUAAAUGGGUGCUUCCCCAUUCACCUUCAAUCCCAGUGACUGCAAACUCAGGGAUCGUAAUGCCCUCCUGGUUCGACAUCAUUUCUUUCGGAUUCGACUGCGACGAAGACGAAGCCGGCAUCCUACGCUCCGUACACCAAAUCGACAAACUCAUCACCGACGAAAUCGACUCGGGCACUCCUGCUGAACGGAUCGUCCUCGGUGGCUUCAGUAUGGGCGCCGCCAUGAGUCUCACCGUCGGUCUUUCGAACGAGAGGAGGUUGGCCGGGAUCGCGUCGCUGAGCGGAUGGCUGCUCAUGAGGAGGACGUUCAAAGCCAUGGCCGGCCGCCACGCGAAGGAGCUCCCGAUCUUCUGGGGACACGGCACGCACGACCCGCUCGUCAAGUACCACCUCGGCGUCGAGUCCGUCGCCGCGUUCAGGUCGCAGAUCGGGAUCGGGACGGCGUCGCUCGAUGCGCCGGAUGCGGAGGGGUUGAAGGGCAUCUCGUUCAAUUCGUAUAGUGGCCUGGGGCAUUCGACGACGGAUAAGGAGUUGGACGAUUUGAGGGGGUGGUUGAAGAAGGUGUUGCCGCAGGAGCAAUAA